Messenger RNA from Tachysurus vachellii, 1335 nucleotides. Its product is annotated as cytochrome b-like. Lineage: Eukaryota; Metazoa; Chordata; Actinopteri; Siluriformes; Bagridae. Gene Ontology annotation, cellular component: membrane. The record is from RefSeq and is a predicted model, not a curated record. Gene Ontology annotation, biological process: mitochondrial electron transport, ubiquinol to cytochrome c. The transcript has a single exon. Gene Ontology annotation, molecular function: electron transfer activity.
AAUAACACACCCAAUCCCAGCUGCCAUUGCCAGCCCUAAAGCUGCAAAAUAAGGUGCAGGAUUAGAAGCAACUCCCACCAAACCCACCACCAAACUCAAUAAAAGAAGAUCAAGAAAAUAUAUCAUAAUUCUCACCAGGAUUUUAACCAGGACUAAUGACUUGAAAAACCACCGUUGUAAUUCAACUAUAAGAACUUAUGGUCAUCCGAAAAACACACCCCCUAUUCAAAAUUGUUAACGACGCAUUAAUUGAUCUCCCCGCCCCCUCCAAUAUUUCUGCAUGAUGAAAUUUUGGUUCUCUAUUACUACUUUGCCUAAUAAUACAAAUUAUAACAGGACUAUUCCUGGCCAUGCAUUACACAUCAGAUAUUUCAACUGCAUUUUCAUCCGUAGCCCACAUCUGCCGAGACGUAAACUACGGAUGAAUUAUCCGCAACCUUCACGCCAACGGAGCAUCCUUCUUCUUUAUCUGCAUUUAUCUGCAUAUCGGACGAGGAUUAUACUAUGGCUCCUAUUUAUAUAAAGAAACCUGAAAUAUUGGAGUAAUCUUAUUACUCCUUGUGAUAAUAACUGCAUUUGUUGGAUACGUCCUACCAUGAGGACAAAUAUCUUUCUGAGGAGCAACAGUCAUCACAAACCUCCUUUCAGCAGUGCCCUAUAUAGGAGAUAUACUAGUACAAUGAAUCUGAGGUGGCUUCUCAGUAGAUAAUGCAACACUAACACGAUUCUUUGCAUUUCACUUCUUACUCCCGUUUGCAGUUGUAGCAGCCACACUUCUACACGCCCUCUUCCUACAUGAAACCGGCUCAAAUAACCCACUAGGCCUAAACUCCGACGCAGACAAAAUUUCCUUCCAUCCAUACUUCUCCUAUAAAGACAUUCUAGGAUUCAUUCUUCUCUUAACAGCCCUCGCAUCUCUAGCACUUUUCUCACCCAAUCUACUAGGAGAUCCAGAAAACUUUACCCCAGCUAAUCCCUUGGUAACCCCUCCUCACAUCAAACCAGAAUGAUACUUUUUAUUUGCAUACGCUAUCCUACGCUCUAUUCCCAACAAACUAGGGGGAGUCCUUGCCCUACUAUUCUCUAUCCUAGUACUUAUAGUCGUACCCCUACUUCAUACAUCCAAACAACAAGGCCUCACCUUCCGUCCCAUCGCCCAAUUUAUAUUCUGAGUACUAGUAGCAGACGUAAUAAUCCUCACUUGAAUUGGAGGAAUACCAGUCGAAGAUCCAUUUAUCAUCAUCGGACAAAUUGCCUCCGUCCUAUACUUCUCAUUAUUCCUAAUUCUAAACCCUCUAACAGGCUGAUUAGAAAAUAAACUUCUAAACCUUCAAU